AUGGCCACCACACUCUCAUCGGAAUCACUCGCUCUCUAUCAACAAAGUACCAGUUUUGCAGGAUUAAUUUCUUUGAAUAUUGAUUUCAUGAAUGGAAAAAUUGAAACUCCAUAUACCGAUGGCUUACAAAGUGAAACAAGUCCAUUGAUUGAGUCUUUGAUUGCCAUCAAUCAAUUAGGCUUAUUAACAACCAAUUCCGGAACGGGAAAUACUGGUCGUGCCUAUUUGAUCGGUCUUGUAGAAGGUGAAAAUAAUGCGGAGAGAUUGGAAGUCUUGUUGAACCAGACCGAUCUCAUUGCUUUUAAAUUGCCAUGUAAUACGGCCGGUUAUUUGCCAAACUCUGAUGACGAUGUAAAGAGCGAACAACAAGCUGAUCUAGUGAAAAUUCCAAUUUCUUUCAAGACUGACCAAGAAAUUGGAGAAACGAUUGUGAAUCGUUAUGUCACGUGUUUCAAUUGGUUCACAUUGUUACAGCCUUGUAUCAAUUCAACUUUGUACGAAUCAUUGGCCAAUCAUUGCUAUAAUUUUUAUAUUAUUGACCCUGUUUCAAAGCGUUCAGCUCUUGCUCAAGAUGGUAUUUUGGGAAAGGUAAAACAAUCUCUUGAGCAAUUAAAGCACAAGUAA
Messenger RNA from Naegleria fowleri, 624 nucleotides. RefSeq lists its product as uncharacterized. The transcript has a single exon. NCBI's taxonomy places the organism in Eukaryota, Heterolobosea, Eutetramitea, Acrasida, Naegleriidae. Bases 1 to 624 code for a protein of 207 amino acids. The record is from RefSeq and is a predicted model, not a curated record.